This is a messenger RNA of Carlito syrichta (Philippine tarsier), 699 nucleotides long. It is a transcript of the gene RTP3, whose product is annotated as receptor transporter protein 3. Gene Ontology annotation, molecular function: olfactory receptor binding. The record is from RefSeq and is a predicted model, not a curated record. The coding region runs from base 1 to 699 and encodes 232 amino acids. Gene Ontology annotation, biological process: protein targeting to membrane; detection of chemical stimulus involved in sensory perception of bitter taste; protein insertion into membrane. Gene Ontology annotation, cellular component: cytoplasm. Lineage: Eukaryota; Metazoa; Chordata; Mammalia; Primates; Tarsiidae. The transcript has 2 exons.
AUGGUUCAGGACGUGGAAGUGUGGAAGCAAGUAUUUCAGGAAUCAAUUCGGGAGGUGAAACCAUGGCAUACUUGGACCCUGACACCAGACAAGAGCCUUCGUCCCAAUGUCUUCAUGCCAGGAUGGAUGCAAUACCAGCAGUUUACCUUUGCCAGGUUCUGGUGCUCCUCCUGCUUUCGCAGCUGGGCUUCUGCCCAAGUUCUGGUCCUUUUCCACAUGCACUGGAAUGAAGAGAAGUCCAGGGGCCAGGUGAAGAUGAGGGUGUUUGCCCAGAAAUGUCGGAAGUGCUCCCAACCUCAAUUUGAGGUUCCCCAGUUCACGCAAGAGAACAUCUCAAGGAUCCUGAAGAAUUUGGUGUUUCGAAUUCUGAAGAAAUGCUAUAGAGAAGGAUUUCAGUUGAUGGAAGAGACUCCCACGAUCCAGGACGUCUUUCUUGAAGGGCCGCAUGACAGUGACAACUGUGAGGCAUGUCUGCAGGGCUUUUGUACUAGGUCCCCACAGACUACGAGCCUCUCCACCUGGACCCCAAGAGCAAAGUCCAUUCACGAGGUGGAGAAGGGAGCUAAGUCCCGGCCCUUAAGUGAGGAUGUCUAUUCCUGUGUGAACCAGAACCAUAUGCAUAAGAGCUUAAUCAUCUGCUACUGUUGUCUCAUUCUAAUUGUUAUGGUGGUGGUGAUUGUUAUUAAAACUACUAAAUGA